Harpia harpyja (harpy eagle) is the source of this 3156-nucleotide messenger RNA. RefSeq names its product RIO kinase 3 (gene RIOK3). The record is from RefSeq and is a predicted model, not a curated record. The transcript is spliced from 13 exons. Gene Ontology annotation, molecular function: protein serine/threonine kinase activity; ATP binding. Gene Ontology annotation, biological process: protein phosphorylation; maturation of SSU-rRNA. NCBI's taxonomy places the organism in Eukaryota, Metazoa, Chordata, Aves, Accipitriformes, Accipitridae. The coding region runs from base 153 to 1652 and encodes 499 amino acids. Gene Ontology annotation, cellular component: preribosome, small subunit precursor; cytosol.
CGGCGAGUUUGGUUAUCGAGGCGGUAGGCAGUGAGUCACAGCUUGGUUGGAUUCGUCAUCACCUGACCACCGCCUCCCGGGGCAAAGUUGUGUGCGGGCUUCUGCGUUUUUGAGGGGAUGUUUAUGACGGCUGUCCUUUCAGGGCUCCAGAAAUGGGGGAGGAAGCUUGUCCGUGGGGAGCCCCUAACACAACAUCAAUAUCGUGUUCCCUUGCUGAUGUAAUGAGUGAACAGCUGGCAAAAGAGCUGCAGCUAGAAGAAGAAAAUGCUGCUUUUCCUGAAGUGGUUGCUGUUGCUGAAGGACCAUUUAUUACAGGAGAAAAUAUUGACACUUCUAGUGACCUGAUGCUAGCUCAGAUGCUGCAGAUGGAAUUUGACAGGGAAUAUGAUGCACAGCUUCGGCGUGAAGAGAAGAAGAUUAAUGGAGAUAGCAAAGUCUCCAUAUCCUUUGAAAAUUAUCGGAAGGUGCAUCCCUAUGACAGUGACAGCUCAGAGGAUGAGGUUGAUUGGCAGGAUACCCGUCAUGAUCCUUAUAGAGCAGAUAAACCUACUACUACACCAAGAAAGGGCUUCGUAGGAAAAGGAAAAGACAUUACUACUAAACACGAUGAAGUGGUAUGUGGAAGAAAGAACACUGCUCGCAUGGAAAAUUUUGCACCUGAAUUCCAAGUUGGGGAUGGAAUUGGGAUGGACUUAAAGUUAUCAAAUCAAGUCUUCAACGCCUUAAAGCAACACGCGUACUCUGAGGAACGUCGAAGUGCAAGGCUCCAUGAAAAGAAGGAGCACUCCACUGCUGAGAAAGCAGUGGAUCCUAAAACACGUUUACUUCUGUAUAAGAUGGUCAAUGCUGGGAUGCUGGAGACCAUCACAGGCUGCAUCAGCACAGGAAAAGAAUCUGUUGUUUUUCAUGCAUAUGGAGGAAAAAGUGCAAAUGAAGAUAAAGUUAUACCUCCAGAAUGUGCCAUCAAAGUGUUUAAAACAACUCUUAAUGAAUUCAAGAACCGUGACAAAUACAUUAAGGAUGACUACAGAUUUAAAGACCGCUUCAGUAAAUUGAAUCCACGAAAGAUUAUUCGUAUGUGGGCUGAGAAAGAAAUGCAUAACUUAACAAGAAUGCAGAAUGCAGGAAUUCCUUGUCCUCAAGUGGUUAUCCUUAAGAAACACGUCUUGGUUAUGUCUUUCAUUGGCCAGGAUCAAGUCCCAGCUCCUAAACUAAAGGAUGUAACACUUAGUAGUGAAGAUAUGAAAAAGGCCUACUAUCAGAUUCUUAAUAUGAUGCAACAGUUGUAUAAGGAGUGCAACCUAGUCCAUGCAGAUCUGAGUGAAUACAAUAUGCUUUGGCAUGACGGGAAGGUCUGGCUUAUUGAUGUCAGUCAGUCUGUGGAGCCAACCCAUCCUCAUGGACUUGAGUUUUUGUUCAGAGACUGUAGAAAUGUUUCACAGUUCUUCCAGAAAGGAGGUGUGGCAGAAGCACUUAAUGAGCGUGAACUCUUCAAUGCUGUCUCAGGUUUAAAUAUUACAGCUGACAAUGAAGUAGACUUCCAAGCAGAGAUUGAAGCUCUGGAGAAGAUGAAUGAAGAUCACGUGCAGAAUCAUGGAAAGAAACUGUCAAUGUUUUCAAAUGAUGGAGACCCACCUAUAUAUGAUGAAUAGCACUGAGUGUAUAGCUGCUAAAGAAGAGAAACACAAAUUUACUGCUUCUAACUAUGUUGGUGCAGUGGUAAAUGUCAACUACCAACAUCAAGAGAGAGUGGUUGACUGGGAAUACCAAAAUGGAAAACACAGUGAGCAUAUAGUGAUGCCUCAGUGGUUUGGUUUUUUUUUGACGUAGCCCACACAUCAGGCUGGCACUGUGACAAUGGACUGUCACUACCUCUUCGGAUGGUCUGACAACUUCACCAAUUGCCCAGUUACAUCAGACUAAUGUAGCUGAGGUGGUCCUGUGUUGCAUGAUUCAGAGCGUAUAUAUUUUAGUUUUAAAAACCAAUUUUUAAAAAUAAUUUGAAGUAUUUAGUGGGAAAACAUACUAGGAGAGUCCCUCUUUUUUUCCUAUUGCUACUUGAAAAACUAAUUAAAAAUUGCAUAUGGACCCAAUGUCAGUGAACCUUUUAUCCUUCUCCACCAAGGGCAAAACGAAAAGUCAAACUAUGCGCUGCAAUCAUACGAAAAUGUUAAUUUAACAAACCAGUGUCUUUAUAUAUGCAAAAGUCUGGACCUUUUCAUUUGAAGUACAUGGAAUGUGGCUCUAUCUAUGUCUGUAAAUACAGUUGGGUAUUACAUGAGAAACAGAUUUGAAUCCAACCAGCAGAGGACUUCUUUGGUGAUGUGCCAGGAAAUCCUGAGGGCUGCAUCCAAGUUGCAUAGCAAAGAGUAAGUUCAGUUAGCUUCACUCUUAAUAUACAAGUGGUUCCAAGAACUCGAUGCAAGCAAAAAAAAAAAAUUAACAAUCCUUCUCUAAAUUGAAAUUCUGGGUAGAGCAUUGAACAUUCUUACUCGCUCUGAAGAUAAUCAUAGACUAUGAAAACUAAAUAGUGAUCAUCAAUAUUUUUAAAUGAAACUUUUUGCUUACAAGUGCAAAAAGAAUACUCAAAUUUUGUCUUUUUCUCAUGCUUUUAUUCUUAAUGUCAGUCUUUAUUUAGCAAGUUCUAAAAAUCUAGCAAUGUUUCUCUCCAAAACAACACCUUUAAAGAUGAACUGAUGUAGUGGGAUGGUUUGGAAUUAAGACAUUCUGAUCAACUUAUCUUUAACUCUGAUUGCUGUUUCUGAUGCUGCUCUUUAUCAAGCAGAAUACAGUGUUGCUACAUGUGACAUUCUCAUAGCGUGCUGUGAAAGUAAUUUUUAAAUUUUUUUUUGUUGUUGGAAAACUGGUGGUGAAGUAAAAACUUAAGAUCUUCUGGUGGUAUUCUUGCAUGGUUCUUUGCAUCAUACAGGUCUUCAUUGAUCUUCAGUGCUGCACUAGAGCAGUGUUAGGGUAGGACUACCCUAGUUCAUUAUAACAAUAGAAAAAUUACUAUUUUGGUGGAUACUACAUAAACAGUAAACAACCUUGACAUUUUUGCCAGUUUCAUUGCAGUACUUGCAUCCUCUUCCCUUUUUUAAGUUAGACAAUUGUCUUGCAUUUACCCCUUACUUUUGAAAUAAAGUCUUUUGGAGGCAA